Molecule: messenger RNA, 2612 nt
Organism: Aedes aegypti (yellow fever mosquito)
Lineage: Eukaryota; Metazoa; Arthropoda; Insecta; Diptera; Culicidae
Product: transferrin
Exons: 6
Coding region: 164-2491 (775 amino acids)
Biological process (GO): iron ion transport
Cellular component (GO): plasma membrane; early endosome; recycling endosome
Source: RefSeq, a predicted model, not a curated record
UGUAUCAUAGUCGAAACUGCCAGUUUGGUUUGGCGUUGCACUUUGGAAGGACUAUUUUUUGUGUGGUAAAAAAAAUGACCAAAUGAAGUGUGAAAAGUGAGUGGAUUAGAUUGAUUGAUUAUCAAAAGAAAACGGUACUUGUAAUCUACAACGAACAGCCAAAAUGGCAAGGACAAUCAGUGCGGGAGUGACGGUGCUUUUCGGACUAUGCGUGUUAAGUGCAGUCGUCAACGGUCAACUAGUUGAUAGAAUAUGCGCUAGCACCAAGUUUUCCGAACAAUGCCUGCAACUUCAAAGGGGCAAUCCGGAAGUCGUAUGCGUCACAGUUCAAGACAGCAUUGAGUGUGCGCAACGGAUUCGUAAUGGCACGGCUGAUAUGGGAGUUUUCAGCGCGGAAAGCAUGCUACAGUUGGCAACGCUAGCUUGGGAUGGAAUCACCGUUGUGAAGGAGCUCCGACACAGGGAUCGAACCCGGGAAGUCGUGGAUUUCCGUUCGGUUGUGGUGGUCUCCUCGCAGCAUCAAGGAGGUGUCGAUGGUCUGCGCAAUAAGAAAUUCUGCCAUCCGGGACUACACUACGGACGCCAGCAGCGGUGGAGCGAACGAUUUCUGAAGCACUUUGAACGAUUGGUCGUGCCGGCUUACUGUGCGGAUUUGGAUAAUGCUGCGGAAAUUGAAACAGCUGCCUUGUCGAGCUUUUUCCAGUCUGCCUGUCGACCGGGCAAGUGGUCCAACGUUCCCCAGGAGGACGCCAGCUUGAAAUUGAAAUACCCGAAUCUCUGCGAGUUGUGCCAGAAUCCCAACGAAUGCACUUACGAUACCUCGACAACGUCCAGUCACCGGGCAGCGUUGCAAUGUCUUCGUGCCGGCGGAGACGUGGCCUACGUAUCUCAGCAGGAUGCUAUCGAGUUCUUCGACGCCAACAACGACAUUGUCAGCCAAUAUGGAUUUUUGUGCCCGAAUGGAACUAUUGAAGCGAUAACCGGAAACAGUAACCCGUGCUCGUGGUUGACCCAACCAUGGCCGGUAGUCAUGUCCACGGCCAACAGAGCCAUCGAAAUCUCCGCCCGCAUCGAGCGUUGGCUGCGACCUACAUCCAACUCCAACUGGGAACAAGCCAUCCAGGAAAUCAUUACUCAAGAUAGUCGCACUGCUAUUUCGGUUGGUUCGAUCCAGGCCCCGGUAGACUAUCUGCGUCCCUACCGUCAGCUACCGAUUCCGUCGGAUCUGUGCCAAACUACGUCCCGCUGGUGUACCACGUCUCCGGAGGAAAAAGACAAAUGCGAAGUGCUGCGGACAGCUGCCCUAACGACCGGAAUUUUCCCGACGAUCGAAUGUGUGGAUCCAACAACCAGUCGUAUGUCCUGUUUGAACGAGAUUUCCAAUAACCGCGCUGAUUUUACCGGAAUCGAUUCGAAUUUCGGUUACCUUGCUAGACACCCAUUCAACUUGACGGCAGCAAUGUUCCAAGAAACCGAAAAGGAGAAGUACUCAUCAGUGGUAGUGUUGGUGCGAGCUGAAAGUCGUUUCACUCGGUUUGAAAAUCUGCGAAACGCCAAGGCCUGCAUCCCAGAGUUCGGAGGAAUUGCAUCUAUUGCGUUCAUAAAUGUGGGAAAAACUCGAGGCAUUUUUGAUCAGCACGAAUGUGAUUACGGUCGUCUGUUGGGAGAUUUCUUCAGCGAGUCGUGUGCUCCAGGUUCUCGGGAUAGUUUGCAUGAUCCUCGAGGGGAAAAUCCUGAAUCGCUUUGUUCGUUGUGCAAUGUGCCAGUACGACCCCAAGAUCCAGUACCAUUGGCAUCCAGGGACAGUGGCAAUGAUGAUGGAGAAGAAGAUUCAACUGCUUUGCCAGAUGAAGUGGAAGACCAACCAUCUGAGGUUCAGGGCAAGGCUGAUAUCGACGCGACUGUGGAAAGGAAUAUUAAUUGUGCUGCCAAUGUCAAUAACCCGUUCUAUGGAACCCGUGGUGCACUGAAUUGUCUUAAUACGCAGGGUGAAGUAGCGAUCGUCGAGGUUCAAAACUUGGCGGAACAUGCCCGGGCUUUGAACAUUAAUCCAAACGACUAUCGAGUUCUUUGCAGAAAUGGAUCACUUGCAGCCUAUCCAGGAUUCCAGGUAGAUGAAGAAUGUUAUCUUACUACGAUUGUCGAUGGGGAAAUAGUUGUCCGACGUCAGUCGUCCAAGACAGCUGGUAUAAUCAACGCCCUUAGCUCCUUGGAUAUCUAUUUGCAAAAUGAUCCCGAUUUCCGAAUGUACAACAUCUUUGGAGGUGUCAAGAACUUACUGUUCGAGGAUUCAGCGUUGGGAUUGGUCUCUCCACAGCAUGCAGAGCUGGGUCAUGCAGUACAGAAUUACAUUCGACUGUUCGAGAACAUUGAAGAUUGCACAAGUGCAGGCAUCAGCACCACAACUGUAGACCCGAACAAGGGUGCCAUUAUCACUAUUAACAUUUUCAUGACGAUGCUGUUCGUUGCUUACAACAUAAUUCGAGGAUAACUCAAGGCUUAGGAUAGUUCUUUCGCAAACGUUCAAAAAGCAUUUUUUUUUAGAAUUCAUCUAGCUGUACAGUUGUAUUAUUUUAACAAAAAAGCGUGAAUAAAUUUUAAAUCGAUCCUAA